UCUCUGUGUCUAGGAUGAGAGCCUCUUGCCACCUCAGCCACCUUCCUGACGGUGGGUUUUGGGCCCCAGACAUGCGGUGAUCUCAAAGCAAGGGCUGCCACCACCAUCUGGAACCUGCCAGCAAUGAACGCCCAUUCCAAGGAGAUGGUACCCCUCAUGGGCAGAAGAGCCACUGCACCCUGCGGGAACCCUGUUGUGCUGACAGAGAAGAGGCCAGCAGAUCUCACCCCCACCAAGAAGAGUGCACACUUCUUCCUGGAGAUAGAAGGCUUUGAGCCCAACCCCACAGUCACCAAGACAUCUCCUCCCAUCUUUUCCAAGCCAAUGGACUCCAACAUCCGGCAGUGCCUCUCUGGCAACUGUGAUGACAUGGACUCCCCUCAGUCUCCUCAGGAUGAUGCGACAGAGACCCCAUCCAAUCCCAACAGUCCAAGCCUCAGUGCAAACCUGGCCAAGGAAGAGCAGAGGCAGAAGAAGAAGCGGCUGAAGAAGCGCAUCUUUGCCGCUGUGUCUGAGGGCUGCGUGGGAGAGCUGCGGGAACUCCUGCAAGAGCUGCAGGAUCUCUGCAGACGCCGCCGUGGCCUGGACGUGCCUGACUUCCUCAUGCACAAGCUGACAGCCUCAGACACCGGGAAGACCUGUCUGAUGAAAGCUUUGCUCAACAUCAAUCCCAACACCAAAGAGAUCGUGCGGCUUCUGCUCACCUUCGCCGAGGAGAAUGACAUCCUGGACAGGUUCAUCAAUGCGGAGUACACAGAAGAGGCUUAUGAAGGACAGACGGCACUGAACAUCGCCAUCGAGCGGCGCCAGGGGGACAUCACAGCAGUGCUCAUAGCAGCAGGCGCUGACGUCAACGCUCACGCCAAGGGGGUCUUCUUCAACCCCAAAUACCAGCACGAAGGCUUCUAUUUUGGUGAGACGCCCCUGGCCUUGGCAGCAUGCACCAACCAGCCCGAGAUUGUGCAGCUGCUGAUGGAGAAUGCGCAGACUGACAUCAGCUCCCAGGACUCUCGGGGAAACAACAUCCUGCACGCGCUGGUGACGGUGGCCGAAGACUUCAAGACGCAGAAUGACUUUGUUAAGCGCAUGUAUGACAUGAUCCUGCUGAGGAGUGGCAACUGGGCGCUGGAGACCAUGCGCAACAAUGACGGCCUCACCCCACUGCAGCUGGCUGCUAAGAUGGGCAAGGCUGAGAUUCUGAAGUAUAUUCUCAGUCGUGAGAUCAAGGAGAAGCCUCUCCGGAGCCUGUCCAGGAAGUUCACGGACUGGGCAUACGGGCCUGUGUCGUCCUCGCUCUAUGACCUCACCAACGUAGACACCACGACAGAUAACUCCGUGCUGGAAAUCAUUGUCUACAACACCAACAUUGAUAACCGGCAUGAGAUGCUGACCCUGGAGCCUCUGCACACGCUGCUGCAUAUGAAAUGGAAGAAGUUUGCCAAGUACAUGUUCUUCCUGUCCUUCUGUUUUUAUUUCUUCUACAACAUCACCCUGACACUCGUCUCUUACUACCGUCCUCGGGAGGAUGAGGCCCUCCCACACCCCUUGGCCCUGACACACAAGAUGAGUUGGCUGCAACUCCUAGGGAGAAUGUUUGUUCUCAUCUGGGCCAUGUGUAUCUCUGUGAAAGAGGGCAUUGCCAUUUUCCUGCUGAGACCCUCUGACCUGCAGUCCAUCCUGUCGGAUGCCUGGUUUCAUUUUGUCUUUUUUGUCCAAGCUGUGCUUGUGAUACUGUCUGUCUUCUUGUACUUGUUUGCCUACAAAGAAUACCUCGCCUGCCUCGUGCUGGCCAUGGCCCUGGGCUGGGCGAACAUGCUCUACUACACGAGAGGCUUCCAGUCCAUGGGCAUGUACAGUGUCAUGAUCCAGAAGGUCAUUUUGCACGAUGUUCUGAAAUUCUUGUUUGUUUACAUCCUGUUCUUACUUGGAUUUGGAGUAGCGCUGGCCUCGCUGAUCGAGAAGUGCUCCGAGGACAACAAGGACUGCAGCUCCUACGGCAGCUUCAGCGAGGCAGUGCUGGAGCUCUUCAAGCUCACCAUAGGCCUGGGUGACCUGAACAUUCAGCAGAACUCCACCUACCCCAUCCUCUUCCUCUUCCUCCUCAUCACCUACGUCAUCCUCACCUUUGUCCUCCUCCUCAACAUGCUCAUCGCCCUGAUGGGGGAGACGGUGGAGAAUGUCUCCAAAGAGAGCGAGCGGAUCUGGCGCCUGCAGAGAGCCAGGACCAUCUUGGAGUUUGAGAAAAUGUUACCGGAGUGGCUGAGAAGCAGAUUCCGAAUGGGCGAGCUGUGCAGAGUAGCAGACGAGGACCUCCGGCUGUGUCUGCGGAUCAACGAGGUGAAGUGGACUGAAUGGAAAACACACGUGUCCUUCCUUAACGAAGAUCCAGGACCCAUAAGACGAACAGCAGAUGUGAACAAAAUCCAAGAUUCUUCCAGGAGCAACAGCAAAACCACCCUCUACGCGUUUGAUGAAUUAGAUGAGUUUCCAGAAACGUCAGUGUAGAAGCAUGGCAUACAGCUGAUGUGAACACCAUGGUCUGACGCUGCGGGCUGAGUCCUGGGGCUGAGGUGCUGCACAGGGUGCUGAAUUAGAAGCAAAAUGCUCCUACUAUCGACUGAUGGCUGCUGCAGGGCAGCGUUCAGGGUGUGAAAGGAAAGCGUCUUGGGUUUUGUGACUUGAGAGAGGUCAGUACAAAUCCAUGGCCAGCAUCCUGAGCCCAGAAGACUCCUGACGUUCAGGGUGAGACACUGCAAGUUGUCUUGGCUCCAAGAUACAUGUGCUGGGGUAGAGUAGUGGGGUCUGAGGAGCUGGGAGAUCAGUCUUCCCCUCUGCUGUGGUCCUGUUGUUGGGGCCAGAUUCAGCUAGUCUCCUCCUUUACCUCUCUGACUUCACGAACAGAAGUCCGUGUUUGAAGGGCAGCCAUUGGCUUUGGGGAGCUGGGAUGCCAGCUUUACCUUGGGUUGGAAGUUGGUAGAUCAAACCAUAUAGCUCUGAAUUUGUGAGAGACAUUUGAUCCUAUCCCAGAAUGUGCAGAGGACCAUCCUAAGGUGGAUCUGCUGGGGAAGGAGGGUAUGGAGCUAUGGAAAUGCCCCUCUUGAGUCCCCAGGAAACAGGACUCCAUCCUUGGCAAAAUCCAAGGCUAAACCUAUCUCUAGCUGAGAGAUGCUUUAAUAGUGUAAUUGAUACAAGGUUUUUAGUUUUAGUUCAGAAAAGCCAUUUCAGCUUUGAAUGAAAAUUACUUCAGAUGAAGUGGGAGGCUUCAAAAGCUGAGAAAUAGAUUUUGGGCUUUUGAACUGAAGUAAGUAUUAUAUACUAGGGUCUCAGAGUGACCAGGGUCAGGACAAUAAACAUUUCCUCACACACAUGGAGCCUGUGGGACUGAGGGAUGGAAGGCAGGUGAAGUUAGGCAGAUAUUUCUAACUAGCUGGCCCUCAGGCUGUGAUCUGGAGGGAGGGUUUGGCACCCAUCCUUUUCCAGUCUCACCCGGUGUUGGCCUCAUUUAUCUGAGACAGAAAUAGCAGCUGAUCUAUUUAGGAUCUUAAAACGCAGAGGUGACUAGUACACACCAGCAUUUCCUGUUGGGGAAUUCAGCAAGAUGCCUGAAAUGCACUGCUGUCCUACGUUUUUUGUUAACUGUGAAUUUUGAAACUGUAGCAGAAAGCUUUGAGGAGAGAAUGCCAAACUUGGGGCUCAUUUUCAUCCUCAGCCUCAGAUUUAUUUUUUCUCCUUAAAAUUUCAGAGUCUGUACAGGGAGGUGGAGAUUGGAUUUUUCCAGUGACUAGAACCCUAUUACCCCCCCCCCCAACAACCCACAAUUUACUGUUAUUUAGUAAAAGAACUCAUGUGGAAAAGUUUGAGAUGGAAUUAUAGAUCAUUAUGAAGAUACUUUUAAUGUUAAAUGGGUCAGAAAUAAGUUGGGUCUUUAGAAAACUUGGCAUUUAGUGAGCUAGUCAGAUGAGACCAGGCAAAGCAGUUUCUCCAUCAAGAAGGUUCCGUGUACCAGCUUAGCUGGGCAGGUGAAAAGUUGGCCAUCCCAUCCUGCAUGGCCAGGCGGGGGAGGGAUGGUGGUACAGCACUGAAGACAGCCCAGUGUGCAGCAGCCACUGCCUGCCCAACUUUCUGGGGUCUCUGGUGCUCAAAGAUCAUACUCAAGUAGAGGAAGGUGUCAACACGUGUGUCUGGAACAGGGAGGAUCUGGUGGGGGACGCCAUGGGCAGAAGGAGAAGAUGUGCUCCGGAUGGGCAGAAGUAGUGAGAGAACUAGACUGAGCAUUUGGUUCAGUUCAGUAGAUAGCUGCUUCGGCUUUUGGAGGUAUUCAAGAAAUGGGCUGAAGAAUGCAAUUAGGUGAAUUUUAAGGUUCCUAGACAUUCUGUAAACCAGUAUUCCAUAGCUGGAGUCUCCUUGAGUUAUCCUGAACAGAAGUCCAAGUUUGAAGGGCAGCCACUGGCUCCAGGAAGCUGGGACGCCAGCUUUACUUUGGCUUGGAAGUUGGUAGCUCAAACCACAUAGCUCUGCAUUUCCCCCUUGGAUGGAAGGUAGGCGAAGUUGGGCAGAUAGCUGGACCUUUGUCUUCUCAUGUGUUGUGGAGAUCUGCUUUCUGAGAAUCUGGAUGGCAUUUGUUGGCAAAACCAUUUCUAAACUGCAUGUAAGUGUGGGAUUCCCCAAAGGUCAAGCUAAGAGGGUUCACCAAAGCAAGAAAAGGCAGCAGGACAAAAUUCAUCCUGCUCAAAAGGACCAAAUCCCCCAUUAUUCACCAGGAGACUCAGGCAGGUAAGGCUAGGAUGUCCUGAUUUCUGGGCCACAGGUGCCCUUUUGCACAAUUUUUUUCAUUGGGGCUUUUUGUAAUUGGCACAUUCAGGGGCUAGGGUUUUUUUUUUUUUUUUUCUCUCUCUCUCCUGUUAUGACUUGGAAGUUAGCAUUGUCCUUACAACCCCAAUGACAAGUCUAAAGGUCAAAUGUGCCUAAAGCCACACAAUAACAAAACUAAACAAAACUACAACACACCACUGACUCCAUAGGCCUAUCAGGACAUCUUGAAACUCCAUGAGUUACAUUUCAGUAAUUUAGGGAGAAGAGGUUUUUCAGGGAUGGGAUUGAGCAUCCUCAGACAGUGACCGCAAACCCUGUGUUAGCUAAACAUUUCCCCAGGAAGAGUUCUGUAUGCUAGACAGGUCACGUGUCUGGAGUAACACAGGUGCUUCUGUUCCUUCCUGGUGUGGGGAGGAGGAGAGAAAAGUUGUACUGUGAAGUCGCUGAGCUCUUAGGCACCUGCCCAAGAGAGUACAGUAUUAUUGAGGUUUCUGUCCUUCCUCAGGGCCUGGUGACUGUCCCCUUCUGCUCUGGGUAGGGCUCAGGGAGACAGGCCCUCACCAGAGUCUAUAAGCCAUACUUGAUUUACAUGUUUUAAAUAUCUUAUUUUAUAUUUACUGUGAUCUUGGUUCCAGACACAGAAUUUUCAUCUUAUUCUCAGUGGAUGAGGCUGAUCCUUGUAAAACUUAAUUUAUAGAUUUUUUUUAGCGUUGUAUAUGUGUAACUACAUGUUCAAGAAAUCAUAAAGAGUAAGACUACUUUGGUCUCAUUGAAGAGAUACUGUUUUGAUUUCUAAUAAAUAUUUAUUUUGUCAUGUUAUGGCCAUGUUUCUGCCUUUGCCUUGCAUGAACGAUGAAGACCAGCUAUGAAUCCUAGAGUGUGUAUUAACAGGAAUGGGUAACAGAAAGGCUAAUGUUUGGAUCUAAAGCAUUCCUCCUGGCCCCUGGUCAGUGGGGAGCCAGUAAGCAUGUCACCUUCAUGCCCUGUCUACAUGUCAAAGUGCAGACACAUCUGGAAUCCUAUUUGAGGUAUUUGAAAACUUUGUUUUAUUUUUAAAAACAGAUUUUGGGGCAGGAGAGAUGGCUCAGCUGUUAAGAGCACUGGCUGCUCUUCCAGAGAACCUGGGUUCAAUUCCCAGCACCCACAUGGCAGCUCACAUUUGCCUGUACCUCCAAUUUCAGGGUAUCUGACACCUUCUCACAA
Molecule: messenger RNA, 6015 nt
Organism: Psammomys obesus (fat sand rat)
Lineage: Eukaryota; Metazoa; Chordata; Mammalia; Rodentia; Muridae
Gene: Trpv3
Product: transient receptor potential cation channel subfamily V member 3
Exons: 18
Coding region: 124-2505 (793 amino acids)
Biological process (GO): calcium ion import across plasma membrane
Cellular component (GO): membrane
Molecular function (GO): protein binding; calcium channel activity
Source: RefSeq, a predicted model, not a curated record